UCCCCUUUGAAGCAGACAGAUCUUCUUCACUUGGCUUUCUUAUGUUGGCAUCUAAAGCUGAGCUUGUGGGGAAACACUAAAACCUAAGAAGGAAAGUGAAAUUCUACAGUUUGUGAAACCUGAAUAGAAAAACAACGGGGAAGAUCAGCAAGGGUCACCUUGGAAGGGCUUUUUGGGCAGCGUCAGAAGAAGGUGCAAUAUGAGUUUGGCCAAUUUUUCCAGUAUGGAAGAAAUCUCUUUGGAGGAUGUGGACAGAACCAGCAUAGAAUACAGGGUGCUGAUGGCCUACACCCAGCGGCGGCUAUCUGCUAGCAAAUAUGGCCACCUUCUAGAAAGAGAAGCGAAGGGCCAGGAGGGAUCAUCCCUGAGCAGAGAGGAGGCACGAGGGGUCACCCCAGCGGAGCAGGGAAAGGCACCCCAAGAGUUGCCUCCAGGUGAUUCCAAACACUCUGCUAGAAGGAAGAGCCAAAAGAAGAAAAGAUCCAACUGGAAGCGUCUUUUGUUGCCUUCUUGUCUACGGGGGGAGCCUCAACGUAGCCCCAGGAAGAGUGAAGUGAAUGGGCAGACAAGCUUUAGAAGAGAAUCUACCUCUUUUCCAUCAGAAACUCAUGAGGAUUCCAACAUCACUCGUGUGGCAGACCGGCUUGCUGAACUAGUUGAUAAUUCCAGGUCCCGCUCUAAAAGGACGCAAGCUAAAGGAUUAGUCCGCACGGUGAGCCUCGAGGAAGAUGGUGGAGGGACCUCCAAAAUUGUGCCUGAACCUCGUUAUAAGGCCGAUGGAAAAGAUGAGAAAGAAAAAGUAAUUGACACAAUAGUUGCCUUGUUACGAAAAUCGGGAGAUGAACUGGAGGAAAAGAUACAAAAGGAUAAAACCUUCCGGUCGAGCUUCUGGGAUAUGAUGUCCUACUCAUUCUUCCGGAGAAUUGUAAACCAGUUCUUAGAGGAGGUGCCUGUAGACCCGGCAAGAGAUGCGGAGGACCACGUGCAGAGCAUGAAAGCGGCGUAUGUGAUGGAAGUCACAACCAGACUCACUGCUGUAGACAACCAUCCCAUGAAUCUUGUGCUGGGCUUUGGAUCGAAAUACCUCAAAGAAAACUUCAGACCUUGGGUCUGCAGCCAAGGGGGAUGGGAAAAAGCUUUGGGAUUACUGGACGAGGACGAAGUGGAAUAAUGGAAGACUAUGCAUUCCAGGAUAUGGAUCUUAAGUUGGAACAGCCCAUUUGUGGAAGGAGAGAGAGGAAAAUACAACUUUGGGAGUGGAUCCCCUCAAAGCGUUACAAGAUUUGCAGCGCCCUCCUAAGCAGACUUACACCCUUCUAAGCCCCCUGACUUCAGUCCACUUAGGAGGGUGUAACUCUGUUUAGGAUGGCACAUUUGGUCCCUUUCAGACAGCUCCUUGACACUGAUAGGUUGCUCGGUGCGUGUCUGAUGCUGCUGUGUACAUGGCUCUUCAGAAGAGGGAGUGUAUUUUGAUGUGACAUUCCAGCUUUUGACUUAGCACUCUUCAGGAUGCCCUCUUUGGGAAGAGAAGCACUCCACUACUUUUCUCAAUAUGCAUUUAUAAAGAAAAUAGCCAUUAAAAGGGGGCUAUGGAUUGGAGGGUGAGGAAUAAGACUGCUGGGCUCAGCAAGGGCCUGGCAUUUCAGCAGCUGUGGCCUGUCCUGGUAGUCGUAGAGAGCUGAGACUGAGAAUGGGCAGAAUCAUACAGUGUAGUUCUUGCGGAGUUCUUGCAGGCGAACAGGAUGUUGGAAUGUUCUCUUGUAAAAACUCAAGUGCCAUGGAGGAUGUUCUAGAGUAACCUUUCCCUGCUUAUUCUUGCCUCCAGAUGAUUUUCUACAUGCAGGGAGAUAUUUACAGGGAGGAGUAUUUGCAUAUGCAAAUAUCCUACCUGCAGCCUGGUGGCACAAUCCAGCAACAAUCCAGCAACAACUGGAUGUUUUUGCAGCUCCCAUGAUCCACUUCUGGGCAGUGUAACGGAAAUGGCUGAAAUUCAGCUAUGGGAAAGUAUAAGACCAUUAAAUAUAAGCCAGGAGUGGGGAAGUGAUGAGGGCCAGAAGGGAGCCCCUUUUGAAUGUUUGUUGAAGUGCCCUUAUCAUCUGAGCCUCUUGUUGCUCAUAUCAUACUUGAAAUGUUUCUAAGUGCUUCAAAGACUUGAAAUGCCCAUCAUAGACACUCAUCCCCUUCUGUGCUGAAAGGGCACGGAUCCUUGCUUUCUGGGUUAGAAAGAGGAGGCCUCAGGUCAAAGCCAGUCCCCUCACCAAUAGGGCCUGGCACAUGAGUUUCCAACCCUGGGGCGAAAGAGGGGUAUGGAAGUUCUCGUGUCCACGGUACUACAAGGGCUUGCUAGCAGACCUCUUAGGACGAGGUGAAUAUGGGCUCGGGCUCUUCAACUCUGCUUCUGUUCUCUGUGUGCUCUUCCAGGCAUUCCAGUUGUUCCCAGGGUUUAUUAAGAUUGUCCUGGACGACAACAGGGUAAAGGUGUAAAGGCUUCAAAACUGAGAAAUGCUGAAUACAUUUCAGGAUCAGAUCCAUAUUUACUGUGAAAGAGACUACCCUCUCUUCAUUUCCAAUCUACCUGAUUCACCGGGCAAAUGCAAUAUUGCUGAGGGUUUUUUUUAAUGGAGUUGUGCCAGCCGAGUGUAACUGAUCACACGAACCUUGGUCAAUAACCUCCAUUCUGAGCAGGGAAAGGCAUAACAUAGCUUGACUUUGGUUGGAAGCUGGCUAGCAUGAAUCCCUUCACUCUGGCUUUUGUUCUGCCCCUUCAUGCAACGAGGCAGGAUGUGAGACGGAAGUGCCAGAUGAACACUGGCUCGAAGGAGGUGGUACGCUGCAACCAUUCCCCAAAGACACAGCUGUUUCUCAUUUUCCCCCCCUCUGUGCCGUGAAAGGGAUUUUCUUCAUCAGGAGCCAGUACAGAAAACCACUAGCCAAGAAAGCUGGCUUCAAUUGAAGGCCUGCUUUUAAUUUGAUUUGGACAUGCAUCAUGGCUGAGUUAAAUACUGCAAGGUCUUGCUUCUCAGUGAGAAAGUAGCUUUGGUUAAUGGUAGACAAGACAUGUUGAUUUGGAAUCCAUUAAUCCUAAUGGACAAACCCAUUUUAUUAGCUUUGUGGGUGCCAAUGAGAAUGACUAACAAAACCAUUUCGGAAGGAGUCAUCGGCUUGUUGGGUGAAAUCUGAUUAAUUCUGUCCCAUUCUGGGUUUUCUUUUAUUUACUCCUGCCAAAUUAGUCCAAAAUCUGAUUCAGGGAUGAGCUUCCUGCAAUUCUGUCCAAGAGAUUUAAUUUGUUAUAUUAAAAAAUAAUAAUAAUAAUCUUUUUUUAUUUGUAACAGUUCAAGAUUUUCAGACCUUACAGCUCAGUGCUAAUGUAAAUAAUACCUCAAUUUAUAAAUAUCCCAGAUGAAAUGGGAGGCCAGAAUUUCUUUUAUGGAAGAAUAGAUUGAAAAAUAGUGUGUGUGUGUAAGGGAGGGUGUGAGCUAUGGUGUCAGAGCAACCAAGUUGAACAAAGUUGUAACCGUUUUCAUCAAACUGAUUGUACAGUUUUACCAUCCUUCCCUUUGGCAAAUGUAAUGAGAAAAAAAAAAUGAAGUGACUAAGAACUCAUUUAAUGCAAUAAAGAACCAGAAAAUGCAUUUGAAACAAACACAUUUAACAGGGAUUUGGCAACUUUAAAAACAGCAGCCAGGAAAUUCAGCAGCAGAGAUCUCACAUCCAUUUCUCUACCCAAGCGCAGAUUCUAUCAGUUGCUCUUGGAACGCUUAAAAUUCACCCACAUAUUUCCUACACAGCAAGUGGCCUCUAGUCAGAGGAGAAUCCCUGUGGUUAGGAAGCCAUGGGAGAGAUCUGCCCACGAUGUCGCAGUAUAUGGCAGCUGUGGACAACAGCA
Eublepharis macularius is the source of this 3886-nucleotide messenger RNA. RefSeq names its product BCL2 like 14 (gene BCL2L14). NCBI's taxonomy places the organism in Eukaryota, Metazoa, Chordata, Lepidosauria, Squamata, Eublepharidae. The transcript is spliced from 6 exons. Gene Ontology annotation, biological process: regulation of apoptotic process. The record is from RefSeq and is a predicted model, not a curated record. Bases 200 to 1171 code for a protein of 323 amino acids.